Vanrija pseudolonga is the source of this 2725-nucleotide messenger RNA. RefSeq names its product Mitochondrial respiratory chain complexes assembly protein rca1 (gene yta12). Gene Ontology annotation, biological process: mitochondrial protein processing. The transcript has 3 exons. Gene Ontology annotation, molecular function: ATP-dependent peptidase activity; ATP binding; metalloendopeptidase activity. The record is from RefSeq and is a predicted model, not a curated record. Gene Ontology annotation, cellular component: membrane; m-AAA complex. Bases 86 to 2623 code for a protein of 845 amino acids. Lineage: Eukaryota; Fungi; Basidiomycota; Tremellomycetes; Trichosporonales; Trichosporonaceae.
CAACAAUUCAAUGUUCUGCGAUAAUCUGUCAACUAGAAUCACACACCCAUAAGCACUACCACUCUCCCUUUAAACACUGAAGGCAAUGUACCGCCUUACCCUGCGACACCUCGCCGCGCCGGCGCGUCGCCAUCUGCCAUCGCUCGCGCCGUCGGCCAGCGUCCUGCGCGCCGCCACCCGCGCGUACGCGACGCCGAGCGGCAACCCCCGGCCGUCGAGCAACACGCCGACACCGUCCGGCCUCGAGUCGGUCUUUGGCGGAAAGAAGGGCGGCGUGAGCCGGCCAGCCGCUGGCGGCCCCGCGAAGAACGCCGAGUCUAGCCGCGAUGGCAAGGAGGACCACAAGGAGUUUGAGGAGGAGAAGGAGGAGGAGGGCGAGAGCCUGCGGGAUCGCCGCCCCCGUCUGAGCGAUGAGCUCUCGGGCCAUGGCAAGAAGCGCUCCGUGUCGUCUGGAUCUGGCGGUGGUAGCGGCGGCGGCGGCGGCGGCCCAGGAGGAAAGGAAGGCGGCGGUGGACCGGGUGGCCAGAACAACAGCCCCCUCGGCGGCAUGACACCAAACCAGCUCCUCCUGGCUGCUAUCUCAACAUAUGCUCUCUACUCCCUCACCCAGCCCGGCGACAACCGCACUCGUGAAAUCACAUGGCAGGAGUUCCGCAACUCGCUGCUCGCCCGCGGUCUCGUGUCGUCGCUCGAGGUUGUGAACCGUACCAAGGUCCGCGUUCACCUGCACAACCCCAUCCCAUCUUCUUCGUCGUCGACUGGCUCGACGUCGUCCGGCAACCAGUCGCUGCCUUCGCCCGCCCACGGCCCAGCCCCUUACACCUUCACCAUCGGCUCGGUCGAGGCAUUCGAGACGUUGCUACGCGAGACGCAGGACGAGCUCGGCAUCCCUCCUGCCGAGCGCAUCCCUGUGUCCUACCACGAUGAGGUCUCCACGCUGAGUGCCGCCAUGCACUUCGCGCCGACACUCCUGAUGAUCGGCUUCUUUGUCUGGAUGGCCCGCAGGGGUGGCGCCGGCAUUGGCGGUGGAGGCGGCCCCGGUGGUGGUCUCUUCGGCGUCGGCAAGUCGAGGGCCAAGAUGUUCAACCAGGAGGAGGACGUCGCUGUCCGCUUCCGUGAUGUCGCCGGCAUGGACGAGGCCAAGGAGGAAAUUAUGGAGUUCGUCAAGUUCCUCAAGGAGCCCGCAAAGUACGAGAAGCUCGGUGCCAAGAUCCCUCGCGGUGCCAUCCUCUCGGGUCCUCCCGGUACCGGUAAGACCCUCCUCGCCAAGGCGACUGCCGGUGAGGCCAAGGUGCCCUUCCUGUCCGUCUCGGGUUCCGAGUUUGUGGAGAUGUUUGUUGGUGUCGGUCCCUCGCGUGUGCGCGACCUGUUCGCCACGGCCAAGAAGAACGCCCCUUGCAUCAUCUUCAUUGACGAAAUCGACGCUAUCGGAAAGGCUCGUGGAAAGGGCGGCAACUUUGGUGGCAACGAUGAGCGUGAAUCGACCUUGAACCAGCUUCUCGUUGAGAUGGACGGCUUCGGCACCAAGGAGCACAUUGUCAUUCUCGCCGGCACCAACCGUCCCGACGUCCUCGACCCUGCGCUCAUGCGUCCUGGUCGUUUCGACCGUCACAUUGCCAUUGACCGUCCCGACAUUGGCGGCCGUCGCCAGAUCUUCAAGGUCCACCUUGGCCCCAUUGCCCUCGACCCUGAGCUCACCAUCGACAGCAUCGCCGAGAAGCUUGCCCUGCUUACUCCUGGGUUCUCGGGUGCCGACAUUGCCAACGUCUGUAACGAGGCUGCUCUCCGCGCUGCUCGUCACGGUGGUGACGCCGUGACCGAGGCCGACUUUGACGGUGCCAUUGAGCGUGUCAUUGCCGGUCUGGAGCGCAAGAGCCGUGUCCUCGGCUCUCAGGAGAAGAAGAUUGUCGCCUACCACGAGGCCGGCCACGCCAUCUGCGGCUGGUUCCUGGAGAACGCCGACCCUCUUCUCAAGGUCUCGAUCAUUCCCCGCGGUGUCGGUGCCCUCGGCUACGCCCAGUACCUCCCCAAGGAGCGCUUCCUGCAGUCGACCGAGCAGCUGCUCGACCGCAUGUCCAUGACUCUUGGUGGACGUGUCGCUGAGGAGAUCUUCUUCGGCUCUAUCACCACCGGUGCCCAGGACGACCUGCAAAAGGUGACCAAGUGGGCCUUCGAGGUCUGCGCCAACUACGGCAUGAACCCCGACAUUGGACCCAUCUCGUACGGCAGCUCUGAAAAGCGCCAGGAGGGCUUCCAGAAGCCCUUCUCUGAGGCCACUGCGCAGGCCCUUGACGCGGCGGUCAAGAAGAUGAUUACUCAGGCCCACCAGCGUACGACCGACCUGCUCACCAAGCACAAGGACGACGUCGAGAAGGUCGCCCAGCUGCUGCUCAAGAAGGAGGUGAUCACCCGCGAGGACAUGCGCCACCUGCUCGGCAAGCGACCCUUCGAUGCCGCCGACGAGAUGGACGUGUACAUUGAGCAGCAGCUCGACGAAAAGAAGAAGAUCACCAGGGAAGAGAUCAAGGAGGCGAAGCACGACGAAAAGAAGGGCGGCUCUGGAGGCGGCUCUGAUGGCGCCGAGCCUGCUCUUGCCAUCAAGGGCACCAAGGACUUCUUGUAGAGAGUGUUUUGGUCGGUCGUGUACGAGGAGGGUCGAUAGCUAGUCCGCAUUUGGCAUCACAAUCACUGCAUCAGCAAUAAAAUGUCACACCGUUCACUCUGG